Messenger RNA from Loa loa (African eye worm), 1699 nucleotides. RefSeq lists its product as hypothetical. The record is from RefSeq and is a predicted model, not a curated record. Gene Ontology annotation, biological process: signal transduction. Lineage: Eukaryota; Metazoa; Nematoda; Chromadorea; Rhabditida; Onchocercidae. The transcript has 9 exons. Bases 33 to 1544 code for a protein of 503 amino acids.
UUUUAGCAACUUCUCGAAGAAUUCUCAAGAAAAUGUCAAGUGAGGAGGAAGGGGAGGAAGUUAGAACUAAUAAUUCUGCAAAUGAUGAUUCGGAAGUAGAAUCUGCUGUUCAAUUAGAGGAUGUAUCUAGCUCAACUGGUACUGCCAUUAAGCGAAAAAGAAGCAGUCUUAACAUCCCCACUGCCAGCACUGCUGAUUUACCUACAUGGUUGGCUGGUGCUUCACCAGCGAAAUUUGUGAGUAUGGAUGAAUUAAUGAAGAUGUCAGAAGCAUUGGAGAAUAUGGCACUGGUACAUGAAAUUGCAGUUAAUCCCGAGUUUGUUAUCGAGAGAAAUUCAGCGAAUCUAGUAGAGCAAGUGGUGGAAGACUGCAUGAAAAAAGCUUACUGGGAUAAACUGCGUGAAGACCUUACUCGGGUACCGCCAGAUUACUCUUACGCCCUGGUUUUGCUUGAUGAUAUCAAAAAGAUGAUAUUGGGUCUUCUGACGCGACAGCAUGUUCGUUUACGUUCUGAAAUAGAAUGUAUGCUAGAUAUUGAUUUAUUAAGGCAACAAGCUGAAAAUAAGUGCUUAGACGUACGUCAAUUAUUUGAAAGUAUUAUUGAGCUGUUGAGCAGACUCUGUGCGCCAGCAAGAGACAAAAUGGUGAAUGAUUUGCGUAAGAAGACAGAUAAUGUAGAUAUGUUGAGAGGUUUAUGUGAGCUUCUGGAUUUAAUGAAAUUGGAUAUGGCUAAUUUUUUUGUGCAAGUUAAUCGCUCUGUUGUUGAAAAGCAUUCAGCUGAAUAUGAAAGGACUCAAUUUACGAAGCUUCUCGACAGAAAUCCAGAGCUGGAAUUGUCAACGAUGGAAUGGUUGUGUAGACAUAUAAGUAUGACCAGUACAGAUGGACCAUCAGCUAAGAAAAGUUUCGAAGACUUGAAUAACAGCGAAGUAAGUGAUAUAAUAAGUAAUGCAUAUAUGGAAUUGCUAGAAUGGGAUUUUCAAUAUACUUAUCCCGAAACCCUCAAGAUUGAUCGCUCAAGAUUGGAAGCCAUGGCUGCGAAAUAUUUACAGUUAAUCAUAUGUGCCAGUUGUGUACUAGUUUCUUGUAAUCUUGCUGGAAAGGAUGUAGCUCAAAUUAAGGACUUCAAAACAACUUUGAAAAACGACGUAAUCAUUAUUACUAAUAAUAUCAAUAAAAGUAACGUAACAGAUCGUCUUGAAGCAGUGUCUGUUCUUUGUAAUGACAGGAUAUCGAAAUGUUGCAAAACACUAAACAUCAAUUGGAGUAAGGAAAGGGCUACUGAACUGAAGGAACAAAUUUUGCAAAUUAGGGAUCACGCAAAUCAUGUUCGGAAGCUUAUUCGCGAUAGAAUGCACAGCUUCAUUUUUUCGAUAACCUCAAAUCGAGUAUCGUCCUAUCAGCAGCGAUUUCCAUCCGGUUUAUCGAUAGUAUAUGCAGAGCUUUCAGCCCUCACUGCACGUUUUGCGCGUAUUGUAAAUCAUAAUAGAGAAACAUUCGGUCCAUAUUAUGGGCAGUUAAUUAAAAAACUGAUGAAUAACUAAAUGCUUUCACUGGUAAUAAAAUAACAUUAUUACCUCAUCUUUAAAUUCCGGUGUUCAUGUGUUUUUUCAGUUCUUGAUAAAUGGUCGUGAAAGUGUAGUACAUUGAUUCAUUGUAUGAUUAUUAAGAAAUAGGUCAAGUAUGUAUGAAUAAAGCA